Thamnophis elegans (Western terrestrial garter snake) is the source of this 1417-nucleotide messenger RNA. It is a transcript of the gene FBXW8, whose product is annotated as F-box and WD repeat domain containing 8. Gene Ontology annotation, cellular component: ciliary basal body; centriole; Cul7-RING ubiquitin ligase complex. Gene Ontology annotation, biological process: protein ubiquitination; cilium assembly. NCBI's taxonomy places the organism in Eukaryota, Metazoa, Chordata, Lepidosauria, Squamata, Natricidae. Gene Ontology annotation, molecular function: protein binding. The record is from RefSeq and is a predicted model, not a curated record.
CGCCAUGGUGGAGGAGGAGGCGUCGUCGUCGUCUUCUUCGUCGGCGCUGGAUUCCUUCCGCCGCCGCUGGCAAGCCGAGUUGGCCCGGGAAGAUCCGAGGCGGCGUCGGCAGAAGAGCGGCGGGAGCCGGAAGAGGCCUCGGGAAACGGAAGGCGAAGAGCCUCAGCCGGUGCGAAGCUGGGGCGGCUACGGGGGUCUCGUCGGGGGGCUGCUGGAGGAAGCGCCGCCGCCGCCAGCGCCUCCUCCGCAUCUCACCUGAGGGGGACCCCGGCCCCGCUGCGGAGACCCCGGAGGCGGAGGAGGAGGAAAGGAGGACCUGCUGGGGCAGCUCAUCCGAGACCUGAACGAAAUCAACGAAGUUCCCUUCUUUGACGUCCAAUUGCCUUACGAAUUGGCGUUGAAAAUAUUUCAGUCCCUUGGCAGACUAGAGCUGGGCAGGUGCGCUCAGGUGAGCCGAACAUGGAAGAUACUGGCGGAAGACCAAGUCCUGUGGUUCCGGCUUUGUCAACAGGAAGGUUAUCUGUCUGACAGUCAAAUCUCGGACUUCCCCUGUUGGAAACAGACUCUCCGGGAAUGUCGGGAAAAGGAGCAGACUCUGCGAACCAACUGGAAAAACCGCGUCGGGGUUAUAAGGCAGUUGCAGCACGAAGUCGGGAAAAUUCUGUGCGAUGUGCAUUCCUGCAACGGAGUGGUCAUUGCUGGGUACACGUCAGGCGAUGUGAAGCUGUGGGACACACGCACCUGGGACUUGGCCCCCGUCCUGGAAGCGGAGCACGGCUCGGUGGAGCCUGGCCCGGCACAUGCCUCCUUUGUGAGAAUAAACAGCUCCCUGGCUGCGUCGGCGUACGAGGACGGGUCAGUUAAAGUGUGGAGCCUGUUGGUCGGUUCUGAGCCAAUCCACCGAUACCAGCACAACCAGAAGAUUCAAGCCAUGGCCCUUUCGACUGAGGGAGCCACCGUAGCGACCGCAUCCGGGUUCCAGGUCAAAGUAGAAAGUGCCAACGACAAAGGAUACUGGGGAACCCUGGCUGAGUUUGAGAUUCAGAAAUGGGUUAGCUUGCUCCGUCUUAUGCCUCAAACCUCAGGCUGCCCAGCUGCCGUAGUAGCGGCGGAGGACGCCAUCUACUUCUUGAAAGAAGGAGGGCCAGCUAAAGUCCUGCAUUGUGUCUAUGGCCAGCCGGUCACAUGCCUGGACGUCUCGGCCAAGGAGGCGGCAUUCGGAGUCAGGGGCCAAGGCUGGCUGAUCAACGAGACCAACAAGAUCCUCCUCUACAACGUGGAAACGGGGCAGUGCGUAACGCAACUCGGUGGCCCUAUGGGUGACUUCACAUGCCUCAACCUCCAGGAGAGUCCCCCCCACAUGCUGGUCGCUGGAAAUAAAGUCAGAAGGUAAAAUCUAAGCCAGGGUGGGUUGCCU